CUGUGGAAAACACGAUGACCAAGAUGUGCAUUUUCAUUCAACUGCUCCUCUUCCUUUCUCCUGUUUGUGGGCAAUUGAAAGUUGCAUAUGACUCCCCUUCUGUCAUAAUGACAUGCAGAGAUGCACAGGCAUACUGCAGGCACAACUACACUGACCUGGCCACUGUCAGAAACAAACAAGAAAAUGAACAUUUUAUUGACUACGGCUGGAUCGGAUUAUACCGAGAAGAUGCAGCAAGUCCAUGGAAAUGGUCCCAAGGUGAUGAGAUAGCCACCUUCACCAUGUGGGACACUAAUGAACCAAAUGCACAGGGAAACUGUGUUUUUAAGAAUAAUGGAAAAUGGAUAGCCAGCGAUUGUGAUAAGGAGCGAUAUUUCACAUGUUGUACUGACCCUUUGGUUCUGGUGAAGGAGAAUAAGACGUGGGAGGAGGCAUUGGAUCACUGCAGGUCUCUGGAUAGAGUCAACACAAAUAAUCCAACCUUUUCAUACUGGAACCACCGCUACGACCUGGUCACGCUGAUCUCUCCAUUUGACCAUACUUAUGCACGAGAGAGAGCACAAGAGGCUACCACUGAUGAGGUGUGGACAGGCCUGUGUAACCUGGCUGGUGAGUGGUUGUGGGUGAGUGGAGAGCAGAUGGAAUAUAAAAAUAUUCCAAGCUGCCCAUCUUACAGCUUUUGUGGCGUCCUUGAGAAGAACGGUACUGCAUCCUUCAGCAUGAGAAACUGCCAGCUGAGAAGGAACUUCUUCUGCUACAAGAAGCCCUAAAUGCACUCAAGGCUACACUUACUUAAGUACUGUACUUCAGUAUAAACUUGAAGCAUUUUUAUUUAAAUUGCACUUAUGUACAUGAAAAUACGCUAUUGCUCAAAAUAUGAAAUGUGGUCAAGAAGGUGAAACGAUGUUUAUAAUAGUUUAUAAGUAAUAGUUUAUAAUACAAGAACCAGAAUGUAAACUAUGGUUUAAGUAGAUGUUCCACUGAUUUAAGAUAUUCCAGGACUCUAGUUUACUGGGGAUUAAGAAAUCUGCAAAGCGAUGUAUCCCAGCCUUUCUAGUUAGUUUCAUUUGACUUUAAAUAAAAGUGUUUAUUUCUUAAAAAAAAAAAAAAAAAGCAGGACUUUAUUUUUUUUUUAAGCUCAUUCACAAUUUGGUCAUAAUAACAUGCUUGUACAAAA
This is a messenger RNA of Oreochromis aureus, 1177 nucleotides long. RefSeq names its product secretory phospholipase A2 receptor-like. The transcript has 3 exons. The record is from RefSeq and is a predicted model, not a curated record. The coding region runs from base 15 to 770 and encodes 251 amino acids. NCBI's taxonomy places the organism in Eukaryota, Metazoa, Chordata, Actinopteri, Cichliformes, Cichlidae.